Messenger RNA from Pipistrellus kuhlii (Kuhl's pipistrelle), 1373 nucleotides. It is a transcript of the gene DNASE1, whose product is annotated as deoxyribonuclease 1. Gene Ontology annotation, biological process: DNA catabolic process. The transcript has 9 exons. Bases 147 to 1001 code for a protein of 284 amino acids. The record is from RefSeq and is a predicted model, not a curated record. Lineage: Eukaryota; Metazoa; Chordata; Mammalia; Chiroptera; Vespertilionidae. Gene Ontology annotation, cellular component: nucleus. Gene Ontology annotation, molecular function: DNA nuclease activity.
CUCUCAGCUGUGUUUCUGAAUACACUUCCCUCUGCAACUCAUUUUUAUUUUCUUAAAGGAACCAAAGGAGAAAACUGAUACCAAAGAAUAUCAAUUCCUGGUUCUUGGCAGCAUACCAUCACCUUUGGUAGAAGUUCCAUUUCAGAAUGAAGGGAGCCAGGCUGAUGGGGGUGCUGCUCACCCUGACUGGGGUGCUGCACGUGGUCCUGCCCCUGAGAAUAGCAGCCUUCAACAUCCGGACUUUUGGGGAGACCAAGAUGUCUAAUGAUACCCUCUCCAACUACAUCGUGCAGAUCCUGAGUCGCUAUGACAUUGCCUUGGUCCAGGAGGUCAGAGACAGCCACCUGACGGCCGUGGGGAAGCUGCUGGACAGACUCAAUCAGGAUGACCCCAGCGCCUACCACUACAUAGUCAGCGAGCCGCUGGGUCGCAGCACCUACAAGGAGCGCUACCUCUUUGUGUUCAGGCCUGACCAGGUGUCGGUGCUGGACAGCUACCUGUAUGACGACGGCUGCGAGCCCUGUGGGAAUGAUACCUUCAGCCGAGAGCCAGCCGUUGUCAGGUUCUCCUCCCCAUUCACCACGGUCAAGGAGUUUGCCAUCGUCCCCCUGCAUGCGGCCCCACAGGAUGCAGUGGCUGAAAUCGACUCUCUGUACGAUGUCUACCUGGACGUCCGGCAGAAGUGGGGCUUGGAGGACAUUAUGCUGAUGGGUGAUUUCAACGCUGGCUGCAGCUACGUGACCCAUUCGCACUGGUCGUCCAUCCGUCUGCGCACAACCCCCACCUUCCAGUGGCUGAUCCCCGACACCGCCGACACCACGGUCACGUCCACGCACUGCGCCUACGACAGGAUUGUGGUCACCGGUACUCUGCUCCAGAAUGCCAUUGUUCCCGACUCCGCUGGUCCCUUUGACUUCCAAGCUGCAUACGGACUGAGCAACCAGACGGCCCAAGCCAUCAGUGACCACUACCCCGUGGAGGUGACGCUGAAGAGAGCCUGACGAGAGCAGGCCGGGGCCCCGCCCGACCUCAGCUGCUCUCGCUGGCCGGUGGCUGCUGCUGGGGACCUGCACAAGGGACUGAGAACGGCGGCUGGUGCUGUUCUCACCUUCAGGUUCUGGGGAAGGAGUUUAGGAAACCAGUGCGAGUUCCCUGAGCACAGGGCCAGCGCCCCUCUCUCCCCUCCCUACUGCCCCCCUGACCACUAUUCCAGCUUGAGGAAGAGGAUGGAAAGUAGGCCUUUUCUCACUGUCCUGCAUCCAUGUCAGCAUGGGGUUGUAACUUACCCUGUCAGUAUGCACACCAAGCCCAGCAUUUAGAUGAAGAAACAUCUUUUAAUUUAAGUAAAUAAAGCUCAAAAGGGGGUGUUCUCA